UGCGAUCGUCGCAGAAAAAGUGCGCAAAAAAAGUUUUUUCAAACCAUCUGAUUUGAAAAAUUAGUAAGAUUUUACUGUAAGUGUGAGUUAUGGUAGAGGGCCCAGGCUGUAAACUAAAAGGAGAGAAGCUUAGGAGUCGGGUGAGAGGUCAGAAGCUUCAGAAAUCCAGUGGAAAUGCAGUUGAAAAGGGCACAAAGAAAUCAAACAAAGAUGGGCCAGACAGCCAUUCACCUUUUGAUGAUCUUAUAGGAAAGCAUCUAACUGACAUACAGACCUUGGGAAAGGAACUGUUCAUAUAUUUUGAAGAGAAGUGUAUAAGAAUCCAUUUCCUGAUGGCUGGGUACUUCGUGUUGAAUGGACAGAAUAUUGACGAAGAUCACGGGAGGAAGCAACCUCAGACAACAACAUUGAGGCUUGAAUUGUCGCAAGAUGUGGUUGAAUUCUUCAAGACUGGAGUAGAGAUAAGGAAUUCAAUCGACUGUCAAGAAAAGUUUGAGAGGAUGAAACACCUAGAUAUUUGCUCAAUGCAUUUUAACCAGAGAGCUGCCAUUGAAGCUGUGAUGUCACAAGAUGGCCGCCAGAUCUGUGAUGUAUUACUAGAUCAAGAUAUUUUGCCAGGAGUUGGAAAUAUAAUCAAGAAUGAGGCACUAUUUGACAGACUGAGUGGUAUUAACCCUGUGAGUAUUGUGAAGGAACUUACCCAGAAGCAUGUUUCACACUUAGUGCAGAUGACCAGAGACUUCUCUAUGCUCUUUUAUCAGUGUAGGAAGACAGGCAAGCCUCUACAGGCUCACAUGAAGGUGUAUCGUAAAGGUACCUGUCAACAAUGUAAGGGUAAAGUCAUAACAACAAAGACAGGAGAAAACCCUAGAAUGACCUGCUAUUGUCCCCACUGUCAGGAUAGUCAACUCAAGGAAGAAAGGAAGCUUCCAAGUAAGAAUAGUUUGAUUGGUUGGGUUACCACAGCAGCCACUUCAGGAAAAUCACAACUUAACAACCAAUCAUGGACUUGUCAGAUCUGCACUCUCAUUAAUGAACCACAGAGAACUACUUGCAAUGCCUGUUUAACACCAAAAGUAGUCCCAGCAGCCAAGUCACAACCACCUGACAUAGACCUGCCAACAAUGAAUACUCAUAUAGGUGGAGCCACUAAAAAAGCAGAGCCAGCUUCUGGACUGAAAAGGAAGAUAAAUUCGGAAAAUACUAAUACUGAAACAAAACGAUUAAAAUCAGAAACAAUCUCAAAACAUUCCGUAACUAUGUCAGAUGGGAGUAACAUGAGACCUACCAGAAGUGUAAAUGAACCUAAUUGCAGUAACAAUAGACCUUCAAGAAGUGCUAAUCUACCUCAUGGAAGUAAUAGUCAGCCUAUUGGGAGUAACAUUAGACCUACCAGAAGUGUAAAUGUACAUAAUGGCAGUAACGAUAGACCUUCAAGAAGUGCUAAUCUACCUCAUGGAAGUAACAGUCAGCCUAUUGGGAGUACCAAUAGACCUACUGGGUUUGCCAAGUUUCAGUUACCCCUGUGUAAAGGCCACAAAAAACCUUGUUACAUGCGGGAAGUAAGAAAAGAGGGUGAUACAAAGAAACGGGUCUUCUUCUCAUGCUCUAUGGGGAGAAAUAAAAGUUGCAAUUAUUUCCAGUGGGCUGAUGAGAAAUUCCCAUUAUGUGAAGGUCACAACAAACGCUGUGUUAUAAGAACAGUCUUGAAGGAAGGCACAAACAAUGGACGCAAAUUCUUCGCAUGUCAGGAAAAUAAGAAAAAGUCUUGUAGUUACUUCAAGUGGGCUGAUGAGUAUAAUGAUAUAACAAUCAGCUGAUGUCUUUAAGGGUUGAUUAAAGAAGGAAUGUAUUUAAGAACUGCUCACAUUCCUUCUGAAUGAUCACUGAACAUGAAGAACUGAUCGGUGGCUCCCAUCUAUUGGAACUAUGCUAUGUGAUUUGACAAUACAGCAUGGAUCAGUAACGUCUCCUACACUUUUUUCUGGAAGUAUCAAGAGAGAUGAAGUGAGUCUGAGUUGUAUCUAGGCAUCAGAGUACAACGUAAGAGACAUCUAUAUAUAGGAGUUGAGACUGUAAAAUUCCAAGGCUGUCUGGACUCUCGAUUCUUGGAAGGUUCUUAACACUAAAUGUCAUUAUUGAAGUGGUUAUACUGUGGAGUUAAAAAAAUGGUUCUGAUCAAAAUGUUAAACAAGGCAUAAAUACGCAAAAUGUCACUACCUGCCAUUUGUUACAGAAAUCAAAUGCCGAAAAAUAUAACAUUCCCUCAAUGGCUGGAUUGCUGAUCAAGGAGUUGGUUCGAUUCGUGGAUUUACUGACACAGGAAAUGUGGAAAGAUUUACAGACACGGGAAAUGUGGGACUGACUGGGAUCUGGAAAACAAUUAUUUACAUUGAAACUCUUAAUACCCAUCUAGUGCAUCACUACAUUCACCUUUCUUUUAAGCAUUAUUCUGUAUCCCUUCAAAGCUGUUUGGUGGGAUGAAAAUGAAGUUUCACAAAAUAUAAGACUUCC
Owenia fusiformis is the source of this 2514-nucleotide messenger RNA. Lineage: Eukaryota; Metazoa; Annelida; Polychaeta; Sabellida; Oweniidae. The record is from the annotation of a GenBank genome assembly.